Messenger RNA from Morone saxatilis (striped sea-bass), 5316 nucleotides. It is a transcript of the gene praf2, whose product is annotated as PRA1 domain family, member 2. Lineage: Eukaryota; Metazoa; Chordata; Actinopteri; Moronidae. The record is from RefSeq and is a predicted model, not a curated record. The transcript is spliced from 3 exons. Bases 31 to 567 code for a protein of 178 amino acids. Gene Ontology annotation, cellular component: membrane.
GGAAACCAAGUUUAUUACCGUGUAGGAAAGAUGGCAGACGUGCAGCCGCCACCCCUCAGGAGCCUGGAUGAUUUUCUCCUCAGCUCGGCCCGGUUCGCCGUGCCCGACGUGCGCGACCUGGAGCGCUGGAACAACCGCAUCAUCAACAACCUCCUGUACUACCAGAGCAACUACCUGCUGUCCGCACUGCUCCUCCUGCUCAUAGUGGGGUAUUUUCAGCCCUUCCAGUUGUUUGUUGGGGCGACGGUGGUCACCUUGUUGUUCCUGGGUUUUGUCUGGGCUGCCGAGAACCAAGCUACCAUUCGCCGUUUCCGUAGAAACCACCCGUCAGUCGCUGUGUUGGCCAUUCUUUUGGCCAGUUACCUCUUCAUAUCAGUGCUGGGAGACGUUGCCGUGUUCCUGUUUGGGAUAGCCUUCCCUAUACUGAUGGUUCUGGUCCAUGCGUCGGUGAGGCUGCGCAGCCUGAAAAACAAGCUAGAGAACAAACUGGAGAGCAUUGGUCUGAAGAGGACACCCAUGGGACUCCUGUUGGAGGCUCUGGGACAGGAACAGGAGGCUGGAUCCUAGAGAGAAAGAGGAGGAGGAGGAGGUGUGCAGGGGUGGGGGAUAGUUUGGGUACCAUCUGAGGGGAAUGGCAAGAGAAAUGGAUGUGAAGUUGGUGGGAAAUGGGAAGAAGGAGAAGGAGGGAAUUACUGCGGGGCAAGAGGAAGAAUAAAAAGAUGAAGUAGAAAGUAAGGAAGAAAAAGGGUGGUUUGGUUUGUACAAACAACCAAUCAGAAGUCACCAGUGAAGGAGGACACCCAUUCUGUAGUCUAAUGGGAAUAGGACAGAUGAAAUGCACAGAAAUCAUAAUAACAAAGAAAUCAUCCCUCAUCUGCCAAACCUUGCACUUUAAGCACUCAUUGUUUCGUUUCAUUUAUUUUGACAUGAUACAGUUCUUUCCUUGCACUGAGUGUGCAGUGACGUAGCCAUAUGGUCAUAUUCAAAGCUUUGAUAUGAUUUGUAUAAAGUUCUUCUCCUUUGAGUCAUUGUGUAUCUGCACAUUGACUCAGUGAUUCAUACUCUACCUGCCCUCUCCUAUCUAAAUAUUGAUCUGUGCUCCAUCUCAGUGCCUAAAUAGCUAUAACGCCAAUACCGUCAUAAUUAUGUGAGACAGAGUUUUGAGAACAGUUGCAACUUUACGUGAAAAGCUUUGAUGUUUUGAGUAACGGUUGUAAUUUUUACAAGAAAAGGUUGUAAUAUGUGCUGUGCUCAAGCUGAUGCUUCAAAACACGUUCACUUAUGGACUCAUCACAUCACAUCCUGUGACUGAUUUAAUUUAAGUAUCCUUCCAGUAAGCACUUUGAGAAUAAAGUUCUUAUUGAUAAAAAAAUAUAAAUAACUUGAAGUCAUCCACAUUUCUCACUCGACAUGUUGAAGCUGACUGACCUGUUUACUACGACAGAGUAUUAAAUUCUAAUGUUAGAACUGAAACAUGACUUCAUUUUUCUGACAUUACUCUUCUAAACUUUUGCUCUUAUAGAAGUACAACUUCAUUCUUAUAUGAUAAUGUCAUAAUAUUUAAUAUUAUAAAAUAAAUGUUUCUUGUGAAGUUACUUAAGUUACUUUAUUUUUGAAGUAUUGUAAAAUUAUGUUAUAUAUAUAUAUUUUGUAAUGUUAUUACUUUUUUAUGUAAAAUACAACUUAAUUCUUGAACUAUAGAUAUUUUUAACUUUAUUACCAUAAUUUUUUUUCUUGUAAAAUUACCAUGGUGUUUGAGCAUAUUAUGACUUUUUCUUAUAAAAUAACAAAUUUGUCCCUUAAUGUUAUGACUUUUUCUCGCAAAAAUCCAACUGUAUUCUUGAAAUAUGACUACUUUUUCUCAGAAAAUUGCAACUCUACUCUCAAAACCUUUUCUCCCCUCACAGUGGCCCUUAUACUCCAUCAUACAGAGCCCCCAGAUUUAUUUUCUUCCUGCCGGGGUCUCAGUACACACAUCAUAAGCACAAUUGUGGAAAACCAAAGUAUUGAUACCGUGCCAUAUAUGUGGUAGUAGUACUUAUUAGCCUUUUAAUUCUCUCAUCAUAGCAAGAGGAACAAAAUAUGAUUAAUGUCGAACCACAGUGUGACAUGCAAGUAUUAUGUCCAUACUGUAAAUACAGAGCAAAACAGCAAGUAUGACUAAGUACAUACCAAUGUAUCCAACAGGUCCAUUACAGCCCCAGACCACUACAAAAGUAAAUGUAUAAGAUUUAAGCUUGUAUUUAUUCUAGCUGCUUCCCUCCAAUGUCUUAAUUUAAAAAGGAUCAAUCUCAUUUUAAUAAUCAAUUUUGUUGUUAAUGAACGAGGUUAAAGCUGCAGAAGGUGACUUUUAUAAAAAUAACUUUUUGUCAUAUUUGCUGAAAUGUUUACUGUGUCCUGAUAGUAGUACAUGAGACAACAAAUCUGCAAAAAAAAUCUGGUUCCUUUGGCCCGUUCAUGUGCUCCUAAUGGAAUUUGCAGGAAUUGCGGGGCCUGAACAAAAACAACCAGUCAGAGCUGAGAAAGAUAUAAAGACGCUUUGGGUUGGUGGCUUGAAGAUAGUUGAUCGUUAAGUCUCAAAGCAUCUGAAUUUAGAACCUGGGGAUGAGACUCAGCAAUCAACAAUCUUCCUUGUCUCUGAUUGGUUGUGUUUGUUCAGGCCCAGUGGAUUUGUGCAAAUGCCAUUAGGAGCACAAUAUUUUAUUUAGUUUCAGCAAAUAUGACAAAGAAUAUUAUUUUAUAUAAUAUGUAUUUAUAUAAUAUAAAAUUAUCUACUACAGCUUUUAUCUAUCUGUCUUUAAUAAUCGUGUUGUAAAUUUCCAAUAACUCGAAGUAACUUGACUUGCAAUAACUGACUUCAUAGGAAUUCCCUUUUCUUUUAGUGUUUACAUUACUUUGUGUUGCAUUGAAAAGUGACUUAAAUACUUAAAUGAAGUGAAGGUUCGAGGUUGGAAGGAAAUGGGAGGUUUUAUAUGAAGAACAAGUUCAGAACAAAUCCAAUCAGCUCCUUAAAUCCAAGACUUUAUUCAGCAUGGUGUUGAUAAAGGACCAACAGGAGCAUGAGUGAUUCGUAGCCUGUAUUUAUCCAGAAUAAAAGGCCUCACCCACAGAGCUGCCUAUUACAGUCCUCCUCUGCUGGUCAGUGGGAGUUGCCCAGUCUUCCAGUGCUGGCAACUGGGAGAGGCUCUACUGGAGCAAAUUAAUAACUUUGAAUUUACCCUUAAUUCCUUUAGAACUUAAAUCCUUGUUACCAUGAAUAACUAACACUAACCAAUAACAUUUGUUGGUAGCUGUGCCAGCACUUGUGGUGACUGUAGUUUGCCAUUUUCUCCUUUGUAAUUUGCUAUGUUUUUAGCCAUGCUAGCGAUUCGUCUUUAGGGAGAGCAAUGUUGGCCAGUUGGUCUACCACUUUGUGCCAGACUGAAAUAUCUCGACAAUUAUUGGAUGAAUUGUGAGAUUCAUGGUGCCUAGAGGAAGAUGCUUACUGACUUUAGUUAUCCUUUGACUUGUUCUCUAGCGCCACCAUGAGGUUAAAGUUUUCAAUUAUCCAAUGAAGUAUCUUAUCAUCUUCUAAAGGGAUUGGGACAACAUUUCAAUUUCCAUUUAUUUUGGUGCAGAAGUCCUUACGUUAUAUGUGGGUUAGUGUUCUGCUAUAGCUUCUGUAACUUCUGAAACUUUACCAGGGCCGCAGUGGAAGUACAGAUGCCAUUGUAGCUUGGUUUAAUAACAGCUGACAACAACAUGCCGGAUCUAACCAUGGACUCGCUGCUUGAUCUUCGACCGAUGGGUAAUAUUGGAAUUGGAAUGGAAAUAUUAAUGUUAAAAGAAAAUUUUUUAAAAAUUACAACCCUUAUCAAGACUCGUAAGGAGUGAACCACGUGACAUAAGCCUAUUUUGAAUUAAGUCUUAUUACUUCUGGAUCCGAACCCGGAAGUUCCAGCUUCACUCCGGCUGGCUAUACCCGCAAAACUUUCAUCAAGCCUCAGCUGUACUUUGUGUUUAAUGCUAGCAAAUGUUAGCUUACUAACAUGCUAAACUAAGAUGCUGAACAUGCUUAAGCACACUGACAUUAGCAUUUAGCUAACGUUGCUGCUGGAUGUUUUUUAUUUAUUUACUAAAAUAAAGACUUUCUGAAGAGUCCACAAUCACUCCCAACUACACCAGUAUUAAAGAUGGGAUUUAAACCCUCACCUCAUUCCAUAAACCUGAACACACCACUUCAGACACCAUUGUUCACAUGAAGCAGGAUGUCCAGAAUUGUAAUGUACAGGCUACAUGGUUGGUUCCUGAUAUAGGACCGCUCUUUGUAGAAAGACAAAAAAGACAUUCCUGUGUUGUUCUUAUGAGCUUAGGAAAUUUAGAAAACAUUACUAUGAAGGAAGGGUUUUUCAGCAGUUUUAUAGCAAAUGAUUUUGUACAAGAAAAGCUCAGUGAAGGUAUUUGACAAAUUGAAAGUUAUUUUAUUGUAUACUAGCUGCCUGUUGUGGGGACUGUUUAUUGUUACGGCUUUGUUGAAACCUGAUAUAAGAAAAACCUGUUCUAGACAUAUGUAGGUGGUAACCUACCUCUGCAUCCUGUAUUAAAGGAACUGGGUUUCAUUAUGUAUUAUUUUCAUUCCUUGGAUGGUUUCAGAUUCUUCCUGACCGUUUCUAAUCCAUGUUUGUAAAAUUGGCUGCAAGAAGGUGUUUAUUAAGAUGCGAGACGGCCAGCUUUUGUUUUUAUGUAUGCCUUUUUGAUGAUUAUGUGGUUGACUAUUGAAGACUAGCAUCAGUGCCCUGCAGAAAAAAUAACCCUAUUAAGUGGUUUGAUGUUUGUUGAUUUGUCUUAUUGUGUAGCCUAUGUGCCAUUUUAGUUUUGAUAUUUGCCUUGUACAGUUAUGUCAGACAUUUAGCUGAAGUACUUAAACAGGGCCACAUGAAAGUGGCUGGGGACAUAGCUGUUCCAGGGCUUGAACAACCUACUGUUAUAUUUCUAGUGCUAGAGCAGCCUGCCCUAUUGGUGGUUUGUCUUGGCUUUGCAUCACUAAACACAAGUCAGGAAAAGCACUUAAAUCUGAACAAAAAGAAACACUUUUUGGCUACUUUGUAACUCUUAAGCAUUUGCUGAAUUACUAGAAUGUAAACAGAGAGGAGAACAUUUCUGCACAACAGUGCACAUUUAAUUACUUUACAGGUGAUGAGUGUGAAGGUUGCCUCCAUUCAGCUAAAUGUUUGAAUUGUCAUUUACCAACACCAUGUUUUCAACUCUUGUGCCAAAUGCUGGUAAUUCAAUUUAUUUAAAACAUUUUUUAAAUAAAAAAGAAUGCUGUAUUGCAAA